CAUUAUUUGAAAACUAUGUAUGUUAAUAACAGUAUAUUCAUCUCUGUAUUUGAAAGGUACGGCAUAAUCCACGCUGGUGGGGUAGGGAAAUACCUCAGUGACUGGAUCCUGCAUGGAGAGCCUCCAUUUGACCUCAUAGAAUUGGAUCAUCGCUAUGGCAAAUGGACAACUACUCAGUACACUGAGGCCAAAGCAAGAGAGUCCUAUGGAUUCAACAAUAUCGUUGGUUAUCCUAAAGAAGAACGAUUUGCAGGGAGACCAACUCAGCGAGUCAGUGGGCUUUAUAAAACCCUGGAGUCUAAGUGUUCCAUGGGGUUUCAUGCAGGCUGGGAGCAGCCACACUGGUUCUACAAACCGGGUCAGGACACUCAGUACAGGCCCAGUUUUCGCCGCACAAACUGGUUUGAGCCUGUAGGAUCUGAGUAUAAACAGGUUAUGCAAAAAGUAGGGGUUAUUGACCUGUCUCCCUUUGGCAAGUUUAACAUCAAAGGCCAAGACUCUGUUAGAUUGUUGGACCAUCUCUUUGCAAAUGUCAUUCCAAAGGUGGGUUUUACAAAUAUAAGUCACAUGUUGACGCCGAAAGGUCGAGUGUAUGCUGAGUUGACUGUUUCUCACCAAACUCCUGGGGAGUUCUUACUAAUAACUGGUUCUGGAUCAGAACUUCAUGAUCUUAGAUGGAUUGAAGAAGAGGCAGUCAACGGUGGAUAUGAUGUUGAAAUUAAAAACAUAACCGAUGAGCUUGGAGUCCUUGGUAUUGCAGGGCCCCAUGCAAGGAAGGUUCUGCAGAAACUGACUGCUGAAGAUCUUAGUGAUGAUGUUUUCAAGUUUCUUCAAACCAAGUCUCUAAAGGUUUCAGACAUUCCUGUCACUGCUAUUAGGAUAUCUUAUACUGGUGAGCUGGGCUGGGAGCUGUACCAUAGGCGAGAAGAUUCUGCGGCCCUUUAUGACAUUGUCAUGGACGCAGGCCAGGAGGAGGGAAUCGACAACUUCGGGACGUACGCCUUGAACGCCCUAAGACUGGAGAAGGCUUUCAGAGCCUGGGGGUCAGAGAUGAACUGCGAUACAAACCCCUUGGAAGCUGGGCUGGAUUAUUUUAUAAAGCUAAAUAAGCCAGCAGACUUCAUAGGAAAGCAAGCACUGAAACAGAUUAAAGCCAAGGGGCUGAAACGGAGACUGGUCUGCCUCACCUUGGCAACGGAUGAUGUUGAUCCGGAGGGAAAUGAAAGCAUCUGGUUUGAUGGCAAGGUGGUUGGCAACACGACAUCUGGAACCUACAGUUACAGCAUACAGAAGAGUCUGGCGUUUGCCUAUGUCCCUAUAGAACUAAGUAAAGUAGGACAACAGGUGGAGGUUGAACUGUUAGGCAGAAAUUAUCCAGCAAGCAUCAUACAGGAGCCCUUGGUAUUGACUGAACCAACCAGAAACCGACUUCGGAAGAAAAGCAGAAAGGACAAAAUUUGAAAAAAGACCUUCAGCAGGCAACUGAAUUAUGUUAGCUCUAUGACUGUACUAAAAAUCAUAACUGCUUUUUGGGAGAAUAUAAGAAAUCAAGAAUUCAUUCAACCCCUCAAAAUCUAGAUUUAUAAUCUUGAUGAAACCUUUCUCAGCUCUUUCCUAAGUGAGAAACAAUAAUGGAUUAGUGAUUAACAUUGUUCUUUAAAAUGUAGACGUUGGAAAUGAAUGUUUUUAUUAACCUAUAUUGUUAAUGAAACUCAGCAAAACAUUUAGGUGUUUGCUAGUAUAUAAUCACUAUUAUAACUCAAUUAGAGGACAUUGUGUAAUUUUAGGAAUAUAUGGUUCUUGUGACCUGAAAACAAAUUGUUUUACAUAAAAAUAAAUGCAGUACUAUUGAUGGAUUUGUUUCAUUGAGAAGCAGUAGUUGAACAAGGGAUAGUUUUAAUAUUUUAUAAUAUAUAUACAGUGAAAAUAGUAAAAUUUAAUAUUGAUACAUAAAUUUUUAUUCAGUUCUCCAAAAUGCUUAUUUUCCUAAUGAAUUCCCUGAAUGCAGUAUUAUGGAGCAUCAUUAUUGUCCUUUGAAAGGUUGUUUUAGAAGAGUAAUUGCAAAAAAGAACAGUCUUCCAAAGGAAGCAGUGCUUGCAGACCUUUUGAAAUGAAGCUGAAACAUAGAUUGUGCCAGUAAAAACACAGUUUGAAUACUGAACACCUCUCUUUGGGAAAGAAUUAAUGCAAGUUGACAUCACAUGUGCCGUUCUGAAUAUCAUUUCACAAAGCAUUUGACAAAGCAGGUCAAACGAGCUUAAGAGCUGACAGGAUUGCCCUUAGUACUGUGUACAGCAAGAAAAAAAUUAUUUAGAAGUAAUUCUCUGAUAAAUUUUUCAAAAUUGAAUUUAGUUGACUGAACAAAUCAAAUGUUUUUUUUUUCCUUUGGUAAAAGGUGGCUUAUCACUUAAAAUUUGUUAUAUACACAUUUGUUAAACAUUUAUUGAAUCUUUCCUAGGUAUUAAAGUUGAAUGUGAAACAUAAAAUGUAUUCUAAUUACAGAAUUUUAAAAUAAUUUCUUGUAUGUUUUACAAAGGUACCAAGUUUAUAUUUAAAAUACUUCAUUAAAAAAAUAAAAUACUUCAUUAAAGCAAUCAUA
Messenger RNA from Canis lupus familiaris (dog), 2599 nucleotides. RefSeq names its product dimethylglycine dehydrogenase, mitochondrial-like. Gene Ontology annotation, cellular component: mitochondrion. The record is from RefSeq and is a predicted model, not a curated record. Gene Ontology annotation, molecular function: protein binding. NCBI's taxonomy places the organism in Eukaryota, Metazoa, Chordata, Mammalia, Carnivora, Canidae.